AUGCAAGCAACUUCACUCCCCAAUCACCCAUCGAUCCUCGCUCAAAUGUACCCUAGACAACAAAUAGACAACAAUUUUCUCAGUAUACCUUCAAUCAUAACUUCUCCCUCCAUCCCAACCUCGACUUCCGAGUCUUUUCCUUUCAACUACCAGCAAGAGCCUCUAACCAGUCCUAUUUCUCAAGCAAUCUCUGCCCCCGUAACUCCUACAAACAGUGUUACACCAGGUUUUCCUUCGCAUCCCCCUAGAAGAAAAGGUAAUCAAAACAACAACAAUAACUCCAAUGAUGGAAAAGUUAAUGGCUCAAAGAGAAAUGUUAGUUAUGGUGACCAGCGAAAAUUAGCAUCUUUUAUUGAGUCUACCGUAAAAGGAUACUUCAUGUUGUCACGUCAGCUAUAUCAUAACAUGUUGUGA
Molecule: messenger RNA, 414 nt
Organism: Dentiscutata erythropus
Lineage: Eukaryota; Fungi; Glomeromycota; Glomeromycetes; Diversisporales; Gigasporaceae
Source: the annotation of a GenBank genome assembly